UCCGCCUAUUAUGCAAAUGAGCCAGUGUGUCCGGAAGUGAGCAGUCCCGUGAUGUCAGCUAGCGGCGCGUAGCAUCGGAUUGAUCACUCGACCAACUUCCUCGCCACGUUCCGCCACGCAGUGGCUGAUAUCUCAUCAAGCGGUCGGCAAGCCAUGUCGGAGUGAAUCCCCCUACCCGGCGGACGUUAAGGGCGAGUGAAAAAGCGCUCACAUGACGUGACGGGAUGCCAUUCGGUUAGCAGGUCGGUGUGCUACGCAGGCUAGCGGGCUACUAAGAGUACGUGCAUUGCGCUGCUCGCCUUUUGGGAGACAUGUCGCGCUUUGUCCUGGAGCAACUAUCUGAUUUUGGGGAUUACGCUGGCAAAAAUUACCUGUAUGAGAGUUUAAUUCACGAGCCCCACAACAGAGUGCCAAAUGUUCGUCUGAGCCCAGAUGGACGUCACGUUCAUGUCAUCCUCCACAAGCCCAAAGUCGGUCUUGUGACUCUGGACAAGUAUGAAAGACCUCAGCUGGUCCACACUCAGAGGAAGCUGGAUUUGUGUUCAAUGCGAGGCGUUUCCGUUGUGGAUAUUUUGUAUUUGGACAAUAAAAAUAAUCACGGCCGCGUCAACAAGGACUUCGUGGCUGUAGUUUACGAGAACGGACGGGCUGAGUUUUGGCGGUUCCAGGAUUGCAAAGGAGGCUGGACUCUCCUGCAGACGUCCGACUUGUGUAACAGUCCUCGGGCCAGAGUGGUGUCAGUGUGCGCCUGCUCUAAUCUAAUCAUCUGGUGUGAGGAGCGACCCCCCUCGGAGAGUUCCCCCCUCCUCAGCUCUGCCAGGAAUAAGCUGAGGCAUUGCAUCUGCAAGAGGGACUUUGAGUUAGAGGAGGGGGCUGUCAUUUUAGGAGGGGUGAAAAUCGCCCUCCACAGCAACCCUCGAUUCACCGUGGUCGCCUCGGGGCAAUACGUGCAUCUCCUAUCCGAUGUUAAAGUGAAACUGCUGAGCAAAUUCUUCCUUUCUUGGUGCCCUUGUCGGGACUACUUUCGGGUCAGCGUCACAUGCAAAGCCACCCCCUUGAAACAGCAGUCGUCCAAGGAGUCUGACUUCAGGAAGCUGAUCGCAGACUGUUUAGGGUUUCUGUCAGCUAUCGACCCACCUGACAUCUUAAACGUCUGCCCUUCGGCUUGUGGCGGUUUGCUGUUGCUGCUCAACACGGGCUGGGUGUGUCUGGUGCAAAGCGAUGGGAUGCUGCGGCAGAUGCACAAAAUAGCAGACGGGAGCCUGCUUCAAUAUCCCGCACAUACCAGCCUCUGCACAUACCAGGACACGUUGGUGCUUAUCAUAGGCCAAAAUCUGCAUCUUAUAGAUUUGAAGUGUGGCAGAGAAAUGGCGACAAUAAUACUAGACAGAGAGGGCGUUUUAUUUACCAUGAAGAGUGACGCAUCGCCUCAUCUAUUCUUAGAAACUGGACUUUUUAAAGUGGUGCGGCAUGAUAUGGACACAAAAGAUUUGAAAAUGAAGUUGCCUUCUUUGACUACAGUGGAGAGCAUUCUCCCCGGAGCCCUCCUCGUGGAAGCCGUGUUUGAGGAGGCUUGUAAAUAUUACCAGCAGAGGAGCGUGAGUAGCACCCGGCUCACUGUGGAUGGCUUAAAAAAGGGGGGCAGGUUCCAGGCUCCCAUCUCUUUAGCAUCCAUCCUCAGUGGCUACCUCACCCCAGGGCCUGAGCAGAGAGCAGCAGAGCUGUCCCAAAAUGAAGGAAGUGGAUUUAGCGUAGGGGAAGACAAGCUAAAAGUGUCACUUGAGCCUGAGCUGAAGGCCUUGGUCGCUGUGGAGGACCUCAAGGGCACCCUGGUGAGGGGCAGCGUGAAAGAAGUCGAGGUACUUUGCCAGCGUCUCGUUGAGAAAGAAGUAACUCGGCUGCUGUCGUCCUCCGAGCUGCAUCAGGACGACCUGCUCUACCUCAACUCCAUCUUCGGCACCUUCCCAAACCAAGCUUGGGCGGCGGCGCAAGCUGCUCUCCAGCUCCACUACAAUGGCGAAGGCUCUCUGUCCAGCCAGGCACCUCCGGACGUGUGGAAAACCGUCCUCAGUCCCGCGCCAAGCUUGCCAGCCUCCCUCCCACUCACCAACGGCGGGUCAGUACAUGGGCACAGCCCAAAAGCGGAUCACAACGCCAACUGUACACGUAAGCCGACGAGCUCCCCUUUGUCUGUCGUCCUGCCCGUCUUUGAACUCCUCUGCCAGUCGCUUUUACGUUUCCAGCCCGCUUGGCUGCCCUGUUUUCUCGAGCUCGGCCAGCAGCAGCAGGGUUCGGCCAGACUGGGGCUGAGCCUCGCUGCCUCCUCGUGGAGCGUCUCCGGCAGCCGAGGAGGAAGCGGCGGCGGCGAGAACAAUGUGCCUCUCUAUAAGCGCGUCCUGAGCGUCCUGACAUCCGUGAGACAAGACAGAGACCAGCAACAAGAACUGGAGGUGGAAGUGUUGAUGGUCAGCGGACGGCCUAAUGCCAUCCUGCAAGCGUUGAAGAUCCUAAUUGGACAGCAGCUGUGGGAGAAGGUCACCCAGGUGGCCCAGAAGUUCUGCAAGCAAAGUCCCCUGCUCAGCAGGGAGAUCUUCACCAUGCUGCUCUGUGAGGUGACCCAGCACAGAGAACUGGACCCCUACUUGGACCUGCUGUGGGCCCUGUGCCCCGAGGACCUCACCGUCACCUCCAUUCUGAACCUGGUGCUGAAAAACCUCCCACCCGCCGGCGAUCCAACCCCAUCACCCAUUUCCACACCGCUCAGGCCUGGCCCCUCUCCCGCACUCUUUGCUGACCCACAGAGUGGUCAAAUGACCGUCGGCCUUCUCAAACCUCUGCUGCGAAAAGUUCUCCAGAGGGAGACCAAGCCCAGCCAACAUUACGCCGACAUCCUCCAGUCCCCCUCCUUCCCGCCUCCAGCGCCCCCACGCCUGCCCACAGAACCGGCGCCCUCGCCCCAGGACACUAGCAUGCCUCUACCUGCUGACCCACUAUGAAGUGACCACAUACAUUUUUUAAAGACCCUUGGUACUGUCACAUUAAACCGAUGACUACUGACAAUAUUCCCGUGUAAAUAUUCAUUUUAAGAUGAACUUUUCAGUGUAACAUGCAUGCGGAUGUCAGUGUUAUUACUGGCUUGUCAACGCAGUAUUAAAUGGAGUACUUUGUCACAAUUCAUCUCACUAACUUUUGGCCUUGUUCACAAGAACAUUUUUUGUAAUUAUGCAGGUGCGUGGGAUUUGCAUGUUCACUGCGUUCACUCUGGCUUCCUCGCGUAUUCCAAAAAAAACAUUAAUGGUGGAUUCAUUGAAGACUUAAGUUGUUUACUGUUGUAAAUGUUGGCAUAAAUUGUUGUUGUUGCACAUGUGCCGUGUUACUAACUGGUGACCAGUCCAGGGUGUACCCCGUCUCUCACAUAGUAAAUGGCUGGAUUCAUUUUACUUUCAGUAGUUCUAUACUUAGCACAUUUCUCAUUGAUUUUUGCCAUUUGACAUUCCUUCAAAA
Messenger RNA from Syngnathoides biaculeatus (alligator pipefish), 3504 nucleotides. Its product is annotated as BLOC-2 complex member HPS6. The transcript has a single exon. Gene Ontology annotation, cellular component: lysosomal membrane; BLOC-2 complex. NCBI's taxonomy places the organism in Eukaryota, Metazoa, Chordata, Actinopteri, Syngnathiformes, Syngnathidae. The record is from RefSeq and is a predicted model, not a curated record. Gene Ontology annotation, biological process: organelle organization; protein localization to membrane; melanocyte differentiation. Bases 312 to 2996 code for a protein of 894 amino acids.